Messenger RNA from Esox lucius (northern pike), 7018 nucleotides. It is a transcript of the gene erfl3, whose product is annotated as Ets2 repressor factor like 3. Gene Ontology annotation, molecular function: sequence-specific DNA binding; DNA-binding transcription factor activity, RNA polymerase II-specific. Lineage: Eukaryota; Metazoa; Chordata; Actinopteri; Esociformes; Esocidae. The coding region runs from base 807 to 2954 and encodes 715 amino acids. The record is from RefSeq and is a predicted model, not a curated record. Gene Ontology annotation, cellular component: nucleus. The transcript is spliced from 7 exons. Gene Ontology annotation, biological process: cell differentiation; regulation of transcription by RNA polymerase II.
AGAGAGCAAAACACGACACCCGAGAACGGGGGGAGGAGAAAGAGUGGCCACAGAGUACAUUGAGUGAGUAGAGGGGGAAAAAAGUCAAAAGAGAAGUGUGUGAGAGGGAGAGUGCUACUCCAUAAAACGGUUAUUUUUGCGACAAAAUGUCAAACAAUGGGGAAUAUGCAAUUCAAAUGGAGUAAACAGCAACUACACAGUUCGUGAAAGUAGCUAUAUGUAAACAAGAAAAGAGAAGGGGUUUCGGGUUGUGUGCUUAUCGGGACGGUUGGCCGUGUUCCGCUGCAACUCGAGCAGGACAAGGCAAAGGAAGCUGCCGCGGGACAAGUAGCUGUGAGCUACAUCACCGACUGUGGGACUUGGGGAAACUACAUCGAUCGCUACAGUUGGGGAAAGGGGGUAUUGGGAAAGAAACUUGGAGCAAAGGGGCCCGUAAGUGGAGCAACGAGGGAAAGUUUGUAGCCUGUUUCAACUCGCUGUUCCAUUCCAAGCCAAAAGAAGCGCUGAUAGGGAGACUGACUUUCUUCCACUAUUGACUUGAGAUCCAUCAAGCUCGAUAGUUAGCAACAAUCAAAAUGAAAACCUCCGGAGAUUCGGCUAGACUGUGGCCUGGCAGCUUUCAACGAGUGUGACGCCUGACCUCACGGCGUGUGAACGGGCCAUGGUGGUAUCUGGUGCAGAGCUGAGAUUUCUUUGGGUGACGCUUUCUGAAUAGAACGGUCAACUCAAACCAAUCACAAAUAUGUGCAACACAUACAACCAUGACCGCACUUUCAUCAAAGGUCUAAGGUGAAGAAUGGUGGACGAUGACUCUACAAAAAGAAGAGGGUGUCCUUAUAGGGUUUGCCUUCCCAGACUGGGCCUACAAACCUGAGUCAAGCCCCGGCUCCAGACAGAUCCAGCUGUGGCACUUCAUCCUGGAGCUGCUGAGGAAGGAGGAGUACCACGAUGUCAUCGCUUGGCAGGGGGACUACGGGGAAUUUGUCAUCAAGGACCCCGAUGAAGUGGCCCGUCUCUGGGGGGCUCGCAAGUGUAAACCCCAGAUGAACUAUGACAAGCUGAGCAGGGCGCUCCGAUACUAUUACAACAAGAGGAUCCUCCAUAAGACCAAAGGGAAGAGGUUCACCUACAAGUUUAACUUCAACAAGCUGGUCCUGGUCAACUACCCCUUCAUUGACAUGGCCUCCACAGGAAGUGGUGUUCCUCAGAGUGCUCCCCCAGUGCCCACUGGGGCCGGGACUCAUUUUCGCUUCCCGCCCUCCACGCCUUCAGACGUGCUCUCGCCCAACGAGGACCUGCGCAGCCCCGGGGGCGUGUUCAGCGCCGUGGCCCGGCGAAUGGCGCGUGGCUCGGUCAGCGACUGCAGCGACGGGACCUCCGUCAACUCCGAGAUCGAGGACACCAACGGGGGAGGUGGGGAGGAGCGAGGAGGCGAGCGGGGCCUGAGUGGCGGCGGGGGAGGAGGCGGUGGGUACAGGAGUAUCAUACACCCCCGUCUGUCCCAUGAGUCUCUGUUCAGGAUGUACGGGGGAGCGGGGAACCCCAACACCCACCCAGGGUCCCGCGGACCCCAGGGACACAGAGUCCACCCCGACAACCUGUCCCCCUUCCCCGUCUCCCCCCUGCCCGGCCCCGGGGGAGCAGGCCUCCUAGCCCCCCCUCUGUCCCCAGCCCUCUCCAUGACCCCCUCCUCCCAUCUUCCCUACACUCCCUCCCCCUCACUCUCCCCCAUGCUGGGCUCCCACUUCUCCUUCAACCCGGAGGACAUGAAGCGCUACCUGCAGGCCCACCACCAAAGUGUCUACAACUACCACCUCAGCCCCAGAGCCUUCCUCCACUACCCCAACAUAGUGGUCCCCCAGCCCCACCGCCUCGCCCACGACAACAGAGAGCUGGGAGCCGAAAGAGAGAGGGGGGGAGGCGGCGGCGGAGGAGGUGAGAGAGAGAGGGAACGAGGAGAACGCUCAGGCCUGAAUAGUCAUCGACACCCGUCACCCCUGUCCCAGUCCCACUCGCCUCACCCACACUCGGCCCACCCCCACCCCAUCAAUCACCCGCUACACCUGGGUGAAGAGCCGCCCCACCUCCAACCCUUCAAGUUCAAGUUGCAGCCUCCACCUUUGGGCCGGAAGCAGAGGGACGUUGGCCAGGCACACCACCCCAGGCAGAGUUCCCUGUCCUCAGGCUCGGGGUCCCUGUCCUCCUCCGGUCUGGGCUCUUCUCUGUCCUUCGGCAGCGACCUGAGCUCAGCCAGCGGGUCUGGACUGAUGUCCAACUCCUCCUCCACCGGGUCCCUCAACAGUGCCGGGCUGCCUAAGAUCAAGGUGGAGCCCAUAUCAGACAUCGAGUCAGAAGAGGAGGUGGAGGUAACUGACAUUAGUGAUGAAGACCCUGAUGACCGAUGUGAAGAGUACGACCUCUUCUCCCCCCGACACCACCGGCCUCACCCCCACCGCCCCCACCGCCCUCCUCACCACCACCCCAACGGGACCUCCUCCCACCCCCACGACGAGGAUCUGGAUGAGGACGUGUUCAAGGCUCCGGCGCCCCCUCCUCCAGGCCUGCUGCCUUUCUUCACCUCCCACUCCCACCCUCACACGCACCGCGGGCCCCCCACCCUGAAGAGUGAGCCAGCCGAGCCAGGUGAUGCCCCCCCACCGCCGCCUCCUCCCGCGGGCCAGACCAAGUGCAUCCCCCUCAAGCUGCGCUUCAAGAGGCGCUGGAGCGAAGACCAACGCAUGGAGGCCAUGGAGGAGCAGGACGACAAGAAAGUGCGUGGGGAGGAGAGGGAACGAGAGCGCAACGGAGGGUUAGAGGAGAAUGGGGCUUCCAGUGGCCCCGGUUCCCCAGCCCAGGUCGGGUAUGAAGGUGUCCUCCCAGUGGCUCAGAGGGGGGUGAGCCAGGAACUGCAUCGAGCAACCGCCCAACUGUCCCUGGAGAACAAGGACUGCUGAUACACCCACCCACCCACACACACACCCACACACGCGCACACACACACAGGGAUACUUAGAAACACUAACACUAGCAGUCAGUGGUGGUAGAGGAGCAUGUAAAGGACUCCUCUGUAGUACUCCUGCCAUUCUGACAGAUGGUUUUCUCCUAACUCAAACUAAUCUUGGACAUAAUCCCACUGUUAGCCCAGCUGCAGUCCUGCACCUGAGAAUGCACAGCUCCCGAAGCCCUUCCAUGUUAUAGAGAACCCUUCCUCAGAGACCGCAGGAGAGUAGAGCGAGGAUACUGUCAGCCUCAGAUCCAGCCUGUCCUCCCCUGCCUUCUGUCCAGCCCAAACUCUGCCUCAGAUCCAGCCUCUCCUCCCCUGCCUUCUGUCCAGCCCAAACUCUGCCUCAGAUCCAGCCUCUCCUCCCCUGCCUUCUGUCCAGCCCAAACUCUGCCUCAGAUCCAGCCUCUCCUCCCCUGCCUUCUGUCCAGCCCAAACUCUGCCUCAGAUCCAGCCUCUCCUCCCCUGCCUUCUGUCCAGCUUCUACUCUCUCUCUUCAGGGGACUCCCAAACCCCUGGCCCUAAGCCCAGUGCCCCAGACAUGGAGGUUGAUAUUUCUCCCAUUUAUAUUUUUCUAUGAAGAUGAAGGCGGGGCUUUUUCAAGUGCCUGUACCUGUAGGAGCCACAGACAGACAGACAGACAGACAGAGAGAGGGCGAGGAGGGAAUCAUGGGUGUAGAAAAUGUGAAGAUUGGCAACCGAUUGUGGAAGACAGAUGAUUUCCUGUCUAUAGCUGUAGGACCUAGUCGUGGUACGUUGGCAGAUUCCUCCUCGUAAAACUGGCCACUCCACUCAGGGAAGCCGUUUGCUGUACUUGACACACACACACACACCAGCUGGAGGUGAAGAGGACAGUGAACGUACUUUUAGGACAGGCGCUUUUCCCCUGGACUGCUACUGUACUAUACAGCGCACACUCUCUUACUCCAUCUGACACUCUCCUCUGUCAGGACAAACUAGGGUUUAGUUUCACUGCCUCUCUUUCUGUAUGUCUUCUUCUCUUAACUACUUUGUCUUUCUUGGGAUCAUGAACUGAAGGAGGAAAGCGAAUGAGAGGUGAGGAUGUAGUGGUGGGUGGGGGGGUAGUGGCCCCGUGUUAGAUGGCCGGGAGGAACCGAGAGGGGACCAUGGGGAGGGGAAGGGAGACGCAGUGUGCCCAGGAGUUUCCAGAAUGGUUCUUAGCUCUCCUUUAGAAAAGGAGGGAAUGGGGUCCAGUAUAAUUGAGUUGUUAGCCUAGCUUAUCCUAACCUGGGUGGAGCAGUAGUAACUGAUUACAUGUGAUCCGUUACAUGUUAUCAAAUUACAAAAUAAACUAACUGAACAUUGUUGUAAUCAGAUUCUACACAUUUGAGCAGUUUUAGGAUUACUUAAAUGAAUUAAGAAAUGAGGUUUGCGGAAAACGACUUGAUCAGUGAGUCUGAUCACCAGUAUGAUAACACGCCAGAUGUGUUGGAUGGAUCCUUAAUCUUCUUCCAAUUGCUACUUAAAGGGAAAGUUAUCCCCAGAGUAACUGAAAUUAAUCCGAUUACAUGGCUGAGUUUGGGUAAUCCACAAGUGACAAAAUGGAUAGACAUUUGGAACAGGUGACCGUAACAGAUUACAUUUAAUAGUGAACUAUUCAACUCUGGUUGGUUCUAGUCCGCACAGAAUCCUGGUUCUCCAGUUCCACUCAAAGCCCUUACUCUGGUUCUACCAACCAUUGUUUCAUAGUUUUAACUAAACCAGCAAAAGAUGCACAAACCCCACAUAUGCCAGCGCGCGCGCGCACACACACACACACACACACACACACCCACCACAGAUGGUGGCACCUUGAAAGAGGAGGACUGGCUCAUAGUAACGGCUGGAACGUAAAUGGAAUAGCAUGAAAUAUGUGGAAAAUACGUGUUCUACAUGUUUGAUAGCGUUUUACAGACCCAUUCCGGCCCUUAGAAUGAACUGUCCUCUCAACCGCCUGGGACUCUGCCUCUCCAUGCCUUGUUUUAUAGCAUGUUGGCUAUAAAGAAUAAACUCUUUAUAGUAGUUCAAACAAAAAAAUUAAACUGAGAUUUACACUCGGAAAAACUGUAUCUUUGUAUAUUGUAUAUGAAUUUAUAAACUGGGAUUUAAGGAAAGGAAAAAAACAGCAUUGAAUGAAAUGACAGAUUCAGGAUUGUUUUCUUGGGGGGUGGUGUUAAAAGACAUUGUCGUCAUGAAAGGACGGCAUUCUAGUACACUGAAUAUGCAGCAGUUGCCUUUGAACAGUUCUGUUUCUCGAUAUCUACCAGCAUUGUCCACUACUCCUCCUUAGCUAGUUGAAGACCAGAGCUGCGGUGAUCGUCAUCAGCCGUCCUCAGUCCACCUCUCUGGACUGGUCUUGUUCUAGAAUUCCACCUUUAUGAGGAAGGACCUCGCAGCAGCGUAAUGGACUGAACACGCACCCCCUGUCCACAGUGGCAGUGAAUGAGCCCAGGGUUAGCCAGCCCAGGGCUUUUUAGGCAACAGGAAGUCCUUUCUCAGCUCAUCCCAGUUAGGUCAGUUCUCUUACGCUUUUCUGGAUUAGCUUCAUUCCCUGCAUAUUGGUGGUGGCGGAGGAAUUCCAUGGUGGAUGCUAAGGGGUUUAUUACUCUAAGACAACAAUGGAGGGUAAAGGUAUAACAGAUGACUUCACCUGGAAUACCUGGUCUGCUAUUUCAUGCACAAACGCACGCACACAAACGCAUGAACACACACGCAUUUCUAAACCCCUCCCACACUACCUGCGCUCAGCAUUUUGCGACUUGGAUGUUUUCACAUCUAGGCGUUUGCUCGAGUAUAGAGGUCUAGCCCCUAGAGCUGGGCCAAAUGGCCUCCGAUUGGCUUGAACUGGGCCAAAUGGCCUCUGAUUGGCUCAGGGCAAACAAAGACUUGACCAACUACUAAGCCAGAACUCUAGGGACCCCUGGGAUAGCUGGCCUUUGCAGGCAAAUGUGUGGCUGAACAAUGACAUCAGUCAUUGAACUGAUGUGGUGUAUCCUGGUGUCAUUGUAUAUGUGUCUACACACACACACACACACGCAGCCGACCCCCCUCCCCCCCUCACACACACACACACACACCACGUCCCGUGUCUGAAUUGAAACUGACAGCUGCCUUAUAAACUCUUCUUCAUAUCUCAACAACAGACUGGGCAUUGUUCUGCCUUCUGUUUUACUUUCUUCAUCACUUUCUCUCCACGGCGUGCAUGGUCUGCCUGACUGUUAACUGCACCGGGAUCUGCAGUCAGGAGGUUGUUCGACAAGGUGUCCAGGUUUGAGCAGUUAGAAGGGCAGACCGCAAACAGAUGACAUCUAUUUAGCAACAUGCCACCAACCUCACCCCAACGUUAUUUUACUUCCUAAUGUCGAUAUUGCUGUUUAUUAUUAUUAUUGUUGUUGUUGUUGUUGUUAUUAUUGUUGGAUUUGUUCCCUCCCCUGCUCCCCGGUCAGUAUGGUAUGGUUGAGUUUCUGUUGCUUUAGUGUUGUUGCAUACAUCACUAUCUCAGCCAUGUGAACCCCUCUUCCAUGCUUCUAGUGGGAGCCCCUAUCCCAUCCCCUCCCCGCUGUAGUUUUUACAUCUGGAAGAUUAGCUGAACGUCUAAUAUUAAUUCUGAGAGGUGUCGUUAUGGCGACAGAGGGUGACAGAGAGGGAUGAAGUAGAGGGAGGAUCUUGUAAGGGAGGGACAGUGGAUCAUUUCCUGUCAUCUAUUGUCAUUUUUAUUUUAUAAUGUUACUUUAACUAUGGCUCUUGUAUAUUUUUUUCAUUUGGGGGAUUGUUUCAUUUCAAAGAAAACCGGAUUUGUUUUGUUUUACUGUGUAAAGGUUUCUCUUUUCUCCCUGUCUCUUCCCCUCUCUCUCCUCUCCCCUCUAAGCGGUUAUAUAACACUCAGAGAGAUGAGAUUCAAUACCAUGAUGUAACAUUGCAUUUCUCUUCUUUAAUUCUUUCAUGUUUAUUUUUUUUUUUUCAAAACUUGUAAUUAAGCUGUAAUCAGGGUUAAUUAAAACUGGUUGAAAACCAAUA